GACCAAAUCUCAAGUUCAAGAACAUGCCUCCAUUAUUCCAAUAUCAAGUCCCCCCUAGGAUCCCGACUAACAGUACUGAAGCAAACCAGAAAUGGCAGCUCCUCUUCAUCUCCUGAAAAGGCAUUUCAGGAACGAGUGCUCCAGGUCAAGGAUGCCCAGGCAAACCCUUACCCUCGCUUAGCCGUGGACCAGCGCACUUUGAGCUGCGCCGAGUUUAGUUCUCGGUUCGCGGGAUUGGCCAACAAUGAAUCAGUAGAAGGCAUGGUUGUCGUCUCUGGUAGGGUUCGUACCUAUAGAACUGCCGGGAACAAAUUGAUUUUCUUCGAUAUCAUGCAAGAUGGCCAUAAAAUCCAAGUCAUGUGCAACAAGCGCCAGCUCGAUGCCGUCACUCCCGCGGAAUUUAAGAGGUUAUCCCGUCUACUUCGUCGCGGUGAUGCAUUCUCUGUAAUCGGUAAACCACAUCGGACAGGCCGCGGUGAGCUCACUGUCGACGUGACUGAGAUGCCAAAGCUGCUUGCGCCGUGUCUCCAUGAUGUCCCUGUUCAUAAUAGCACACACGAGACCUCACCGUAUCCUCGCCAUGUUCAGUUCCUGGCCGAUCCAGUGGCGGCAAAUAUUGUUCGUGCUAGGGCCUCUCUGAUCCAGUACCUGCGUCAAUUUUUUGUAGACCGGUCCUUCAUGGAGGUUAGCACUCCUAUCAUUGGGUCUGGGGCUGGCGGUGCCAUUGCUCGUCCAUUUAAUACAUCUGCCACCGAGUUCCCAAACCGUGAGCUGUCUCUGCGAAUCGCACCAGAGCUAUGGCUGAAGCGAUUGGUAGUGGGUGGAUUUGACAGAGUCUUUGAGAUCGGUCCAUCGUUCCGCAACGAGGGCCUGGACAAGACUCACAAUCCUGAGUUCACCACCUGCGAGUUCUACCAGGCAUACGCUAACCUCGAAGACCUCAUGCGUACGACCGAAGACCUUCUAUCCGGCAUGGCUUCUCACAUCGACUCCUUCAACAAAGAAGGCAUCCUCCAACCCACCAAAGUGAACUUCACAGCUCCAUUCCGCCGAGUCGACUUCAUAACCGGCAUCCAAGACCAAAUCGGCCACCAAAUCCCAGACCUCGCCUCCCCAGAAGCCCUCUUAAAGGUCCAACAACUCUUCCACACCCUCUCCCUCCCUCUCCCACAAGACGCCACCCUUCCCCGUCUCCUUGACGAACUAUGCAGCACCUAUCUCGAACCAACAUGCACAGACCCAACCUUCAUAAUCAACCCACCAGAAUGCCUCUCCCCGCUUUCAAAAUCCUUCACACACCCGAUAACGGGCCAGAUUGUCGCUGCGCGCGGUGAGCUCUUCAUCGAGGGCAAGGAAAUCGUGAAUACAUACGAAGAGGAAAACUCGCCUUUCGAGCAACGCCGCAAGUUCGAGGAUCAGCUGCGCUUUAGUCAUGCUGCUGGUGAAGCGGGCGAGAUCGAUGAGAGUUACCUUGAAGCGCUGGAGUGGGGCUUGCCUUCUACUGGUGGUUGGGGAUGUGGAAUUGAUCGCCUUGUUAUGCUGUUUACUGGGGCUAAGCGUAUUGGUGAUGUAUUGGCUUUUGGUAACUUGAGAGCAGUUACAAGGCCUGCUAUGAUUACAAACGAAGCAACUGUGGCUCAAGCAGUCACUGUGAGUCUAAAAGAUCUUGAAAAUGGAUCCGUCUCCUUCGAGACUCUGACUGAAGCUUUCGGUCCAUCUUCACUGGGAAUAAUCGUGGUAAAAGACCUACCUGAGCAUUUCGUCCAGCUGCGUGCACAGGUUCUUUCCAAUGCAUCCAACCUUGCAGCUUUGUCGGACAGCGAACUCGAAUCCCUAGAAAGCCCUGAAUCCAAAUACCUAGUCGGUUGGUCUUGUGGCAAAGAAACGCUCAAAUCAGGCCAGUAUGACACACUGAAAGGCUCAUACUACGUCAACUGCGCCUUCUAUCAAGAUCCAUCGCUAGACAGUGCGCCGGCAGACGGGUUUCCCGAUCUGCCGCAGUAUACAGCACCAAAUAUCUGGCCACCUCAGGAGAAGCUGCCUACAUUCAGAACUAGCGUUGAGAAUCUAUGCUCUCUGAUCAUUCAGACUGCAGCUCUCGUUGCUGACGCGUGUGAUCGUUAUGCAGAGGCGAAUAUCGAGGACUACACCCCCGGUUACCUGAAACGCGUUGUGGAGGGAAGUCUCACGACAAAAGCGAGACUCCUGCAUUACUUCCCUUCUGACAAUGAUGAAGACCCCGGAAAGAAAUCUGAUGAUGACUGGUGCGCUACGCAUCUUGACCACGGCUGUCUAACCGGUCUUACUUCGGCUAUGUUCCUAGACGAAGCAGCUACACUUCCCACCCGUGACUCUUCAGACAUUCUACAGGAACUGUCCCAGUCGCCUGAUCCCUCGGCUGGUCUGUACAUUCACUCCCGCAGUGGCGAUGUUGUUAAAGUCAAUAUUCCAAAGGACUGUCUCGCUUUCCAGACUGGUGAGGCUUUGCAGCUUAUUACUCGUGGCAAGUUCAGGGCUGUACCUCAUUUCGUGAAGGGUGCUAAGGGUGCUAAGGGGUCUCGUAUUGUUAGGAAUACUUUGGCGGUUUUCACCCAGCCUAAUUUGCAUGAGGAGGUUGAGCCUGGCUUGUCUUUUGCUGAGUUUGCGAGGGCUACUGUGCAGAGGACUUAUUAG
Penicillium taxi is the source of this 2673-nucleotide messenger RNA. Its product is annotated as Nucleic acid-binding OB-fold. Gene Ontology annotation, biological process: mitochondrial lysyl-tRNA aminoacylation. Lineage: Eukaryota; Fungi; Ascomycota; Eurotiomycetes; Eurotiales; Aspergillaceae. The annotation marks the transcript as partial. Gene Ontology annotation, cellular component: cytoplasm; mitochondrion. Gene Ontology annotation, molecular function: lysine-tRNA ligase activity; ATP binding; tRNA binding. The transcript is spliced from 7 exons. The record is from RefSeq and is a predicted model, not a curated record.